This is a messenger RNA of Verruconis gallopava, 1727 nucleotides long. RefSeq lists its product as uncharacterized. Gene Ontology annotation, cellular component: plasma membrane. Lineage: Eukaryota; Fungi; Ascomycota; Dothideomycetes; Venturiales; Sympoventuriaceae. Gene Ontology annotation, biological process: ammonium transmembrane transport. The transcript has 3 exons. Bases 258 to 1727 code for a protein of 489 amino acids. The record is from RefSeq and is a predicted model, not a curated record. Gene Ontology annotation, molecular function: ammonium channel activity.
GACAACAUCGACCAAUGGUGUCUGUAAUUGUGCUAUUUCCAAGAGAUAGGGUAAAGCAGAGAGCCAACCGUAUGCGAAUAACAUCAAGUCAAACACAUGGCAUCCGUAUCUUGUGUAGAUUUAAACAUGGGCUGAUCUCCAGCGCACGGGCUUGCAGUCGUAGUUCAAAGGUAGUAGAUAACCUUGGAAUUUGAUUGUAUACCUACCGCACAUCUUACGCUUUAUUGGCCUCUGUGUACAUCUGGAGUGUGACGAAGAUGUCGGAGAUCUCGCCCAUCACAGAAUGGCCAGACUAUGGCACAACUCCCACAGGUGGCGAUGUAAUGACACAAGAUCUUAACGCUCCCUACAACAAGGGUGAUUUGUGCUGGCUUCUCGUCUGCACUGUCCUUUGCUGGCAGAUAACGCCUGCGAUCGGGUUUCUCUAUGCUGGAAUGCAUAGGCGCAAGCACGCCCUGACCAUGAUAUUUCAGUCGCUUUUCUGCGCCUGCGCGUGUGGCAUCCAGUUUUGGAUCUAUGGGUACUCCUUGUACCAAUCGCACACGACGAACCCGAUCCUUGGGGACCUUUCGCUCGGCGGCCUGCACAACGUGCUCGCUUAUCCGUCGCUGGCGAACAGCGAUGUCCCAGACAUUUUGUACGCGGCCUUUGGAUUCACAUUUGUCACCGCGACAGCCAUGAUCUUGGCAGGUGCCAUGCUUGAGCGCGGCAGACUCCUCCCGUCGAUGGUUUUCUUGCUUUGCUGGACAACGUUCGUUUACUACAUCCUUGCUUAUUGGGAAUGGAAUCCUAGCGGUUGGCUCUAUAACCUUGGCGUCUACGAUUUUGCUGGUUCGGGUCCCGUGCACAUUGCCACCGGGUUUUCGGCUCUUGCUUGGAGCAUGAUGCUUGGACCUCGCCUUGAUCCCCGUGGUGAAUCAAAGCAUCCCAAGGUUCGACACUUCCGCGGUCACAACCCCUUCCUCGUCGGGCUCGGUACCAUCUUGAUUUGGUUUGGUUGGUUUGCUUUCAAUGGCGGCAGUACCGCCAAUCUGAGCUUGCGAAGCAUUUACGUCGUGGUUAACACCAACUUGGCAGCUUGUGGUGGUGGCAUUGCUUGGGUGAUGAUUGAAUACGUGCAAAAUCGAAAAUUCUCCAUCAUAGGAUUUUGCUCCGGUAUCAUUUCUGGCUUGGUGGGAAUCACCCCUGCGGCAGGUUUUGUACCUGUCUACACAGCGGCUCUCGUCGGGGUCCUCACCAGCAUUUGUUCCUACUUUACUAUGAAAUACAAACAUCUCAUUGGUAUCGAUGAAGGACUUGAUAUCUUUGCCAUUCACGGUGUUGGUGGAUAUGUCGGCGACAUCCUUACCGGUUUCUUCGCAGCAUCAUACGUGCCAGCCAUGGAUGGCGUCAACAACACUUACGAGGGCGGAUGGUGGGAACAUCACUGGGUUCAGCUUGGAUAUCAGCUGGCUGCUGCAACAACCUGUGCUGCAUGGUCUUUUUUUGUGUCCUGCAUUUUGCUGUUCAUUAUCAACAAGAUUCCUGGUCUGCAUUUGCGAUGCACAGAAGAGGAUGAGCUCAGAGGCCUGGACUUUAAAUAUCUAGCCGAUGUAGAUGCAGAAGAUUCUGGCCUGGAUAUUGCGACUUAUGGAGUUGUCACCCCCGGCAUCAAGAGUACGCCGAGGAGUGAGAUUAGUUCCGAAGGCCAGGGUAUUGCUGAAUCCGCUAGGGAAAAGGCUUCCUGA